AUGGCUUCCUCUGCUACAACUGAAACCCCUGCUCCCGCUUCCUGGUGUGGACGCAAUGCCAAGCCCCGUACAUUUGAGACUCACUCGCCAGUAGUCUGCUACGAUAAACCAGAGGCUUCAAUUGUUUCUAAGGAGGAAUACGAUGAUAAGCGCUUCCAGGCCCUGACUGGCGAUUUGGUGGAGACUUUGGUGGUGCCCAAGCGGGAGGCCCGUACCUGGACUAUGCAGACGGGCGACCUGUGCCGAGUGACCGUCCACGAGGGCUCCCAGGUGGGCGACAUGAACUUCUGGAACCUGGAGAAUACCGCCGAGCGCUUUUAUUCGGGAAAGACGAGGCAGUUGCACUCGUCGCACUUGAGCGUCUACGAUCGUCUGUGGAGUUGCCUGCCCCACCUGCGUCCCAUGGCCACCUUCGUGUUCGACUCCCUGGCCGCCUACGGGAUCGAUGAGGACGGAGGUGCUCUACACGAUGUGAUCGGAACUCGAUGCGACGACUACACAUACAAGCUGAUCACGGGCAAGGAUCGGGUUGGCAGCUGCCACAGCUCCCUGGUCAAGGCGGUGGUGGAGGAGCGCGGUUUGACGGAGCAGGAUGUGCACGACGUGUGGAACAUCUUCAUGUGCACUGGCUUCACCCGGGAAACGCAUCAGUACUUCUGCAAGCCAAGUCCCGCCCGCAAGGGAGAUUUCAUUGAGUUCGUGGCCGACAUGAAUCUGCUGGUGGCCCUGAGCGCCUGUCCGCAGGGAGAUGUCUCCAUCCAGGUGGGCGCCGAGGUGCCAGACGACAAGUGCCACCCCCUCAAGGUCGAGGUAUUCCGCAAAAAGUAACCAGAUUCAUUAGUAUUCCGUGUGGAAAACCUGAUUCUUUACAGCGUGCCAUUUAUGUAUUUUAACAGUGCAUUAGAGAUGAGCAGGAGUUGCCCAGAUCAGCUGUCACUUAGGUGACGAAUAUUCAUUACUGGUCUUACUCUUAUGUAGUACAUAUAAAUAUAUUAUUAUAAACUUAUUUUUUCACUA
Messenger RNA from Drosophila rhopaloa, 1017 nucleotides. RefSeq lists its product as uncharacterized. Lineage: Eukaryota; Metazoa; Arthropoda; Insecta; Diptera; Drosophilidae. The record is from RefSeq and is a predicted model, not a curated record.